AUACAUACAGGUGUAGCAAGAGCCAGCGAUAUAGCGAGAAGAAAAGAGAAGGGGAGUUGUCCGGUGUGCCGCGCGAACAGCCGACACGAAAAACAUGGCUGUAUUAUGCAAACUUUCGAGAUAUUUCAAAAACUGUAGAUCAAUAAAAUUGAAUCCACUUGUCAUAGAAAACAGUCGCAAUCGUGGAUUUCGUACGGUCGUGCAAGAACCAAAAUCCCGAGGGUUAUUAAGAUUAAGCCUGAUAAGUGGCAGUGUGGGUGCUGUUCUCGGAAUAGGUUAUGCGCUGGAGAAAAUACGCAGGGACCGGGAAAAUCUCGCUCUUGAUGGAAAAGAGGUUGAAAUUGAAAUUUUAAAGCACAAACCACCGAUUCAACCUUCGAGACGAAUUAUUUCUCCAGUCGAUCCAACAGGAUUGAAAUUGACACUUUAUCAGUAUCAAACGUGCCCUUUUUGCUGUAAGGUUAGAACAUUUUUGGACUAUUAUGGAUUGUCUUAUGACGUUGUCGAAGUCGAUCCUGUCUUACGACGGGAAAUCCAGUGGUCGACAUAUAAAAAAGUUCCGAUACUGUUGGCCAAAGUAGCGGGAGGUUAUCAACCCUUGAAUGACAGUUCCAUGAUCGUUUCUGUUUUGGGGUCCUACAUUCAUGAUCCCAUUCACAAAAUUGAAGAACUUGCCAAAUAUUAUCCAGUCUUAGCAGUCCACGACAACAAUGGCAAUUUCAAACACGACGUUGUUAAUAAAUAUUUCCUCAUGUAUCAAGGGUCGGUGCCUCCUAACAGAACUUUGAACGAUAUUGCGGAAGAACGAAAAUGGAGAAAAUGGGCUGACGACGUUUUCGUUCAUACACUUUCCCCCAACGUUUACAGAACACUCGGCGAAGCUUAUCAAACCUUCAAUUGGUUCUCCGAUAUUGGCAAGUGGGAAGAGUAUUUUCCAACGUGGGAACGUUUAAUAAUGAUAAAUAUUGGAGCCUGCGCGAUGUGGCUGAUCGGGAAACGCCUCAAGAAGAGGCACCAUCUCAAGGACGACGUCAGACAAUCGUUCUACGAUGAGAUCAACCAUUGGCUCCACGCUAUUAAUUCUCGAGGUGGACAAUUCAUGGGUGGACAAAAUCCAGAUUUGUCGGAUCUCGCGGUUUACGGUGUGCUACGUAGUAUCGAAGGUUGUGAUGCGUUCAAAGACGCUCUCGACAAUACCAAACUCGAGUCUUGGUAUCAAGCGAUGAAGGAAAAAGUCGAUAGUCAUAGCGGGAGCGUCGUUCUUCCGGGCUAAAACUUUUUUGUUCCAUUUCCAAAAAUUCUUUUUUUUCCACUGUACAGUCCACGUUUAUUUGACAUAUUUCACGAACGGUUAUUCGUAGAAAUUGAAUAGAGAUUGAAUGCACCAAAGGAUCGUCCAAUAAAGAAUUCUAAUAUUUAACAGAUCGAAAAAUUUGAUCCUUUUUUGAAAAAUGUUCGUGUUAUUGGAAGGACACGGAGGAACAAAAAUAUGCGUUAAGUUACAGUAACUCAGGAUUUCACUUGCUUCUUGAAAAAAAUCGAGAACUUCAGGCUUGUAUAUUCUGAUAAGUAUAAAUAAAUUAUCGAAGAUCGAAGAAA
This is a messenger RNA of Venturia canescens, 1599 nucleotides long. RefSeq names its product prostaglandin E synthase Su(P) (gene Su(P)). The coding region runs from base 95 to 1273 and encodes 392 amino acids. Lineage: Eukaryota; Metazoa; Arthropoda; Insecta; Hymenoptera; Ichneumonidae. The transcript is spliced from 5 exons. Gene Ontology annotation, cellular component: mitochondrion. Gene Ontology annotation, molecular function: prostaglandin-E synthase activity. The record is from RefSeq and is a predicted model, not a curated record.